Molecule: messenger RNA, 2032 nt
Organism: Notolabrus celidotus (New Zealand spotty)
Lineage: Eukaryota; Metazoa; Chordata; Actinopteri; Labriformes; Labridae
Gene: slc35b1
Product: solute carrier family 35 member B1
Exons: 10
Coding region: 393-1385 (330 amino acids)
Biological process (GO): UDP-galactose transmembrane transport
Cellular component (GO): Golgi membrane; endoplasmic reticulum membrane
Molecular function (GO): UDP-glucose transmembrane transporter activity; UDP-galactose transmembrane transporter activity
Source: RefSeq, a predicted model, not a curated record
UAAGCAUACUUUUUGAUUUUUUAUGUCAAAGAUUUCAUGUUUUUAGUGUAGGCUGAUACUUAACGGUCAGCUUGGGGUCCUUUCUUGAACCAAUUUCCUGACGCGGCCGCUUUUACCAAGUAAAUAUAGGAUAUGAUUUCUCAAUGAAACCACGAACUGCUCUCACCGGCUCGAACAUUUGCUGUAAUUUAGCUGAAAAUGGGUUCCUUUUGAUUUUAAAGUUCUCCUGGAGAAGAGGUUAGCCUAUCGGAGGCAGACACCUGACACGUCUGCUAAACACGAGCACCAUUUCCGGGCUCGUGACAGCGGCUAUAGUGGAGCGGGACGUCGGUCUGAGGGGCGCAGGGAGCGCAGCGGUGUCGGUUUCUAUCCCCGGGCUGGUGGACGAGAGCAUGGCUGCAGGAAAAGGAUCAGGGAAGCCCACCUCACCGUGGGACAACAUGAGGAUACGGUUCGCCGUGUGUUUCCUCGGAGUCUUCGUGUGUUACUUUUACUACGGAAUAUUACAAGAGACAAUCACCAGAGGUGAUUAUGGUGUUGGAGAAAUGAAGGAGAAGUUCAGGUUCGCCCGAACGUUAGUCCUCAUCCAGUGUGUCAUCAGCGCUCUGUUUGCAAAGAUCUUGAUCCAGUUUUUUGAGGGCUCCAAGCCAGAUACCACCAGGAGCUGGCUCUAUGGAGUGUGCUCCCUUUCUUACCUUGGAGCCAUGGUGUCCAGUAACUCUGCCCUUCUGUAUGUCAACUACCCCACACAGGUGCUGGGGAAGUCUUGCAAACCUAUACCAGUGAUGAUCCUCGGUGUGACAAUACUGAGGAAGAAGUACCCCCUGGCUAAGUACCUGUGUGUGCUGCUCAUUGUGAGCGGUGUUGCUCUGUUCCUCUACAAACCAAACAAGAGCUCAGCAGUUGCAGAAGAUCAUGUGUUUGGGUUUGGAGAGAUUCUGUUGCUCAUCUCUCUGACAUUGGACGGUCUGACCGGUGUGGCCCAGGACCACAUGAGGGCCCGCUUCCAGACCAGUGCCAACCACAUGAUGCUGAACAUCAACUUGUGGUCCACUCUGGUGCUGGGACUAGCUGUGUUGUGGACAGGAGAAGUUUGGGAAUUCCUUAGCUUCACUGAACGCCACCCGAGCAUCCUCUACGAUAUUCUCCUGUUUGGACUGACCAGUGCUUUAGGCCAGACCUUCAUCUUCAUGACGGUGGUGUACUUUGGGCCCCUUACCUGCUCCAUCGUCACCACCACCAGGAAGUUCUUCACCAUCCUCGGCUCAGUUCUUCUGUUUGGAAACGUCAUGAGUUCGAUGCAGUGGACGGGCACCAUCCUGGUGUUCCUCGGUCUCGGACUUGACGCUAAAUUUGGCAAAGGCCCAAAGAAAACGACACACUAAGACAUGUGGAGCGCCUGAGAGGAGGAUUGCAGAACAAGUGGACACACUCUAGCCAGUAUCUUCUAGGUAUAAGAAAGCCUGCACAGGCAUCCUGAAUGUGCCUAGGAGUUGUUGAAAUACAGUCAGAUUUUUCGCUUAGCUGUAUUUGAAAGAGAGCUCCUAUAGUUAUCGACUCCCGCUCCUUUAAUUUACAAUUUAUAUGUUGAAGAGAACAGUUUCACUCGGGAUGAACUGCAACAAGCCUCUGACACUAUUUUUUUUGCACACAAGACACAACAGAAGAAGAAGAAUGGCUCAAAGGCAAAAAGGGGAAAAUCCUGUAUCUUGACAAAUAUCUGUUUCUGAAACCAGCUCACCUCCCAUGGAUGGAAAAAACAAGUCAAACAACAACUCCAUCAUUUUAAUCAAAAACAUCCAUCCACAUAAAGCUUGGUUUACAAGGUUUACAAGUUGUUGCAUCAGUGUGUGCAGUUAUCACAUGCAGUUAAUUUGUCUUGCCACCAAUUGGUCAAGAUUCAUGUCAUUUCUAAAAUAUAAACGGUUGUAUGUAUCCUGUUGUGUUAUGUCCAAUCUUACGGUUGAAUUGUUUUUACUUUUAUUUUCUACUAGCUGAAAAUAAUUUAACAUAAAAUGGGAAUUGUUAUAAA